Messenger RNA from Loxodonta africana (African savanna elephant), 6867 nucleotides. It is a transcript of the gene EFR3A, whose product is annotated as EFR3 homolog A. Gene Ontology annotation, biological process: protein localization to plasma membrane. NCBI's taxonomy places the organism in Eukaryota, Metazoa, Chordata, Mammalia, Proboscidea, Elephantidae. The record is from RefSeq and is a predicted model, not a curated record. The transcript has 19 exons. Bases 99 to 2177 code for a protein of 692 amino acids. Gene Ontology annotation, cellular component: plasma membrane.
GUGUAUACUGCUGCUGUUCUGCUUUGCGUCCUCGUUACAAACGCCUGGUGGACAACAUAUUCCCUGAAGAUCCAAAAGAUGGCCUCGUUAAAGCCGAUAUGGAGAAAUUGACAUUCUAUGCAGUGUCUGCUCCCGAGAAACUGGAUCGAAUUGGUUCUUACCUGGCAGAAAGGUUGAGCAGGGAUGUUGUCAGGCAUCGUUCGGGGUAUGUUUUAAUCGCCAUGGAGGCAUUGGACCAACUUCUCAUGGCAUGUCAUUCUCAAAGCAUCAAGCCGUUUGUAGAAAGCUUUCUUCAUAUGGUCGCAAAGCUGCUGGAAUCAGGGGAACCAAAGCUUCAAGUUCUUGGAACAAAUUCUUUUGUCAAAUUUGCAAAUAUUGAAGAAGACACGCCCUCCUAUCACAGGCGUUAUGACUUUUUUGUGUCUCGGUUCAGUGCCAUGUGUCAUUCCUGUCACAGUGAUCCAGAAAUACGAACAGAAAUCCGAAUUGCUGGAAUAAGGGGUAUUCAAGGAGUGGUUCGCAAAACCGUUAAUGAUGAACUUCGGGCUACCAUUUGGGAACCCCAGCAUAUGGAUAAGAUUGUUCCAUCCCUGCUGUUUAACAUGCAAAAGACGGAGGAGGUGGACAGUCGUAUAGGCCCUCCUUCUUCUCCUUCUGCAGCUGAUAAAGAAGAGAACCCUGCGGUGCUGGCAGAAAACUGUUUCCGAGAACUGCUGGGUCGAGCAACCUUUGGGAAUAUGAACAAUGCUGUUAGACCCGUCUUUGCACAUUUAGAUCAUCACAAACUAUGGGAUCCCAAUGAAUUUGCAGUCCACUGCUUUAAAAUUAUAAUGUAUUCCAUCCAGGCUCAGUAUUCACACCAUGUGAUCCAGGAGAUUCUAGGACACCUUGAUGCUUGUAAAAAAGAUUCUCCACGAGUUCGAGCAGGUAUCAUUCAGGUUCUGUUAGAGGCUGUCGCCAUUGCUGCUAAAGGUUCCAUAGGCCCCGCGGUGCUGGAAGUCUUUAACACCUUACUGAAGCACCUGCGUCUCAGUGUGGAAUCGGAAGCCAGCGAUUUACAGGGGAGCUCUGCCUGCAGUGCCGCCUUGAGCACAGGUUCCAAAGACAGUGAUGAGAAGAUCGUGCAGAAUGCCAUCAUCCAAACGAUAGGAUUUUUUGGAAGUAACCUGCCAGAUUAUCAGAGGUCAGAAAUCAUGAUGUUCAUUAUGGGGAAAGUACCCGUUUUUGGAACAACUACCCAUACUUUGGAUCUCAGUCAACUAGGGGACUUGGGAACCAGGCGGAUUCAGAUAAUGCUGCUGAGAUCUUUACUUAUGGUAACCUCUGGAUACAAAGCCAAGACAAUUGUUACAGCACUGCCUGGGUCUUUUCUGGAUCCUUUGUUAUCACCAUCUCUCAUGGAAGACUCUGAACUAAGGCAGUUAGUCUUGGAAGUCAUGCACAAUCUUAUGGAUCGCCAUGAUAAUAGGGCAAAGCUGCGAGGGAUCAGAAUAAUACCAGAUGUAGCUGACCUAAAGAUAAAAAGAGAAAAAAUUUGUAAACAAGACACAAGUUUUAUGAAAAAGAAUGGGCAACAACUCUACCGGCACAUAUAUUUGGGCUGUAAAGAGGAAGACAAUGUUCAGAAAAACUACGAGCUACUUUAUACCUCUCUUGCUCUUAUAACUAUUGAACUGGCCAAUGAAGAAGUGGUUAUUGAUCUCAUUCGAUUAGCAAUUGCUUUACAGGACAGCGUGAUCAUCAACGAGGAUAACUUGCCCAUGUUCCAUCGCUGUGGAAUCAUGGCGCUGGUUGCAGCGUACCUCAACUUCGUCAGUCAGAUGAUAGCCGUCCCUGCGUUUUGUCAGCAUGUUAGCAAGGUUAUUGAAAUUCGAACUAUGGAAGCCCCCUAUUUUCUGCCAGAGCAUAUUUUCAGAGAUAAGUGCACGCUUCCAAAGUCUUUAGAGAAGCAUGACAAAAAUUUGUAUUUUCUGACCAAUAAGAUUGCGGAGUCGCUGGGUGGAAGCGGAUACAGCGUGGAGAGAUUGUCUGUACCGUACGUACCACAAGUGAAAGAUGAAGAUCGACUUUCUAGAAGAAAAAGUAUUGUGGACACUGUAUCCAUUCAGGUGGAUAUUUUACCCAACAGCAUUCCUUCUGGUGAUGUGAACACAAGAGCGUACCCUCCUGAGCUAUAGGAAGAGAAAGCAGCCACUUUUGUCUAAGACUCCACACAAAUCACCAGAGACUUUUUGAUAGUCAAAUAAAAACGCGAAAUGCCAGCCUGUCAAGUCAGCCUCCUCCUCGUGCUUUUUCCAUUGUUUGCCUUCCUCGGUAUUUCAUUAUUUCUCAUUGGUACAUAGAAGUAAUUAAUACAAUAUCUACGUAAGAAAAGAGGAAGGAAGUUGUCUGCAUUCAUGCUUUCUCAGCCCCUUUUCUCCUUCCCAUCUUCACCAGUUACUUUGUCUUCAGGAAUUAAAACAUUGGUGACUUGGGUAUAACUGACUAACAUAUUUUCUGUGGGGAUCCACUCUCCAUUAUGUAAAACAAAUCAGUUUAUUAAGAGAUUACCAGCAGAACACCACGAGUAUCUGAACAGUGUUCAUUUUGAAACUUAGGCUAUAAAUUAGACUGUAAGGCUGAUUUCAUGUUUCAUACCAAUUUAAGGCUCAAGAACAAUCAUCUAUCUUCUCUAAAUUCACCUCUUCCUUCAAAGCCAUUUCAGCUUAUACAUUCCUUGUUAGUAAGACGGUGUGUCUUUUAAUGAUUAUGUAUUAUUUGAGAAAGAAAUUCAUCCAAAGCCUAAGGUUAUAGAUUUUUUUAAUUGAACUUCAGGUGAAGGUUUACAGAACAAACUAAUUUCUCAUCAGACAGUAUACACAUUGUUGUAUGACAUUGAUUAACAACCCCACGACAUGUCAACAUUCUCCCUUCUCAAGGCUGGGUUCCCUAUUAGGAGCUUUCUUGUCACCUCCUGCCUUCCAGUCCCUGCCCCAAGGCGGGUGCACCCCUUUAGUCAUGUUUUGUUCCCAGGGGCCUGUUCAAUCUUUGGCUGAAGGGUGAACCUCAGGAGUAGCCUCAUUACUGAGCUGAAAGGGUGUCUGGGGGCCAUGCUCUCAGGGUUUCUCCAGUCUCUGUCAGGCCAGCAAAUCUGGUUUUUCUUUUUGAGUUAAAAUUUUGUUCGUUUUUCUCCAGCUCUAUCCGGGACCCUCUAUUGUGAUCCCUGUCAGAGCAGUCAGUGGUGGUAGCCAGGUACCAUCUAGUUGUACUGGACUCAGUCUGGUGGAGGCCAUAGUAGAUGUGGUCCCUUAGUCCUUUGGACUAAUCUUUCCCUUGUAUCUUUAGUUUUCUUCAUUCUUCUUUGCUUCUGAAGGGGUGAGACCAGUGGAGCAUCCUAGAUGGCUGCUCACAGGCUUUUAAGACCCCAGACGCUACUCACAUAAGUAGAAUGUAGAGCUUUUUCUUUAUAAACUAUAUUAUGCCAUUUGAGCUAGAUGUUCCCUGAGACCUUGGUCCCCACAGCCCUCAGCCUAGUAAUUUGGUCACUCAGGGAGUUUGCAUGUGUCUGUGGAGUUACCAUGGCCUUGCCUUGUUAAGGUUAUAGAUUUUUAUUUCGUUAAGAGUGCAGUAUAUUUUAUUGACCAGCAUGAUUCCAUCCUCCUUUUGUUAACCGUUUUUAUUUCUUUCAAAAGUAUAUAUACAGCAACUUAACACCGUUGCACAGAAUCAAUCUUAUUGGUAACAUGAACUGAAAAAAAAAACAUAAAACAUUAAUGUAGGGGGAAGAUCCUUGAACAUGAGUAUUACAUUAAAGUUCAUUAAUACAUUUGUUAACUUUUUUGAAGUCCAUUGAUUAUAAGUCUUCAGUCUAGUGUGACUCACACCGAGCAUCUGAGAAGUUAAAUUACUCUGGUAUCAGAUUUAGCUGAGCACACUGGAGUUCCAGGCUUAUUUACCAGUGUGGAAUCCACGCAUACAUAUUAGACAUGUUUGUUCAAAUGCUAGAAAACAGGAUGACAUUACCACCCAGCCUAAAACUAAUUAUUUAAUUAAUUUCCUAGCAUGGACAGCAGAAAGUGGCAUUAGUUUGGUAUUCACCAGUGAAUACCAUAACAAAAUAUCAAACUAUGAAUUAGUAUAUUUUUUAACAAUGAAUUUAGAUAAGAAAAUCACUUAUUUAAAAAGAAGCAUUACUCUUGUAUCUGGUCAGAAUUAUUUGAAAUAUUGUAUUCAUAAUCCCAGUUUGUCUUCAGACGUAUCUGACUUUUAGAAUGUGUAAUUCUAUUAAAAAAAAUAGAGUCAGAAGGAUGUGUAGGUGGAGACCAUACCAAACUUCUGUUUUCCUGAGAUACAACUCAAAUUCUUACCAUAGUCUCUUGAAGUUCUUGCUACCCUUGAUAUAUGUUGGUUCUGACAUAUGCAAUUCAAAUCUAAGCCCACCACGAAUCACUUAGUGAACUUUUUUUAAAUGUUCCCAUAUAUAUAUAGAUAGAUACUGUAUUUGUAUGCAGAUAACACACACCUGCUACCUUUGUUUGCCAACCAUGCCCUCCCCUUACAAGGUAUUUUCGUGAGCAUGCUAUGCUAGUUUUUUUUUUUUUACAGCAACAUGUUAAAGAAAAAAAAAAUUGGCUUAUUGGCACUUGUAAAAAUACUUCACAGGUGGAGGGCACAACUGGCAAACAAACGUAGAAGGUGCGCAUUAUUUUCGUACAAAUACAAAUUAGGAUAAAAUUGCCUAAAUUAAAUUAAGGUAUUCAAAAACAUAAAUAACUUAAAUAGAAGAGACUUUUCUUUGAUUCCUGAGUUAAAAUUAUCAGCUUGACUAAAAGGAUAAAGCAUUUUGCACAUUAUCCUUUGAUCUCUUGUACAGGUAGUCCCCGACUUCUGACAGGGUUCCGUUCCAACAACUCUGUAGUAAGUCGGUUCUGACAUAAGUCAAAUACCUCUGUUUUUUGUUUUUUUAGUGUUUAUUAUCAUUGCCUUUUGUUGUUAGUAUCUUUAUAAAUCCGAUCUCUGUCAACAUCAGUGUCCUAACGGUGAAGCCAGAGUCAUGAUGGCUGUCGGGCACACGCCCAGUUCACUUGUCGUAUGUCAUCAGAGUUGAGCAUCGCCCAACUUUCUAUUUCUUAUGAGUCUCUACACCAACACCGACACUGUCACCAGCUUCAUUGUAGACCAGGCCACAGCCUGCCAUUCGGUAGAGUUUUGAUCGGUAAAUCAUAACACUGAACAUUGGCAAGUGAACAUCUGAGAAUGAUAACAUCAGCAAAUUAUGUGCGGUGACAUUUUAUGUAGUACAUAUCACUAACGAUAAAAUGUACAAAAAAAAAAAAAUGGUGGAAAGUGCAGUUCCUCAUUAACUCAAAUUCACUUUAAGUCAGGGACUACCUGUAUAUGCAUAGUGGAUAUGGGUGAAACUUUAUAUCACCACUCAGUGUUUUCUCUAAAAUGUAACGUUGUUGUUAGGUGCUGUCAAGUUGGUUCCGACUCAUAGCGACCCUAUAGGAAAGAGUAGAGCUGCCCCGUAGGGUUUCCAAGGAGCAGCUGGUGGAUUUGAACUGCCAAUCUUUUGGUUAGCAGCCAAGCUCUUGGAUAGAAGUGAUGAGAGAUUAAAUGUAUUGAAUUAUUGUUUAUUCUAGACCAGAUAACAGAUCUUCAUUCUAUACUUUCUCCUUCCACUUUCCUAAUUACAACUGAAGAAACCUGUAUGCGUGCUAACAAAACAAAGAAUCUAGCAUCAAGGCCAUAUGAGUUGGAACUUGCUGUGCUAGAUGCUGUAAAACUACUAAGGUAUCAGUGAAAGUGACUUAACUACUCUGAUUGGAAAAAGAUGAAUAGCAGAUUUUAUGCAGACCCGAGGGCAUUAUAGUCUAUGUUAGAGUUACGAAUCGUACAAAAGUCACAAAUACUAAAACAAACUUUGAAUUUUUUUUUUUUUUUAAUGCCUCAUUAGAGACCAAGGCACCGUUUCUCCAUAUGUCCAACAAGUACUUUUUCUCUUGGAGUUGGAACAGAUUGCAGUUUGGUGGAGCACCAAAUAAGUGGCUUGCGCUUAGCAGCUACGUUGUAUGAAAAAUAUGAAUCAUUAAAUGUUAGCAUAAAGCAGUUUCGUUUGCCUUUUUUUUUUACCCCCUUAAAUAAGAUUCACAAAAGGGAAGAGUGGGAGACAAGCAUUGGAGCCAAGUUACAGAGAAGGUUUUAUCCCAGGGUGAGGAUUUAGUGUGUGAUUUGGCAGGAAGUGGGGAGCCACCGACAUUCGGGUAGUGUCGUUAUCAUAGCUGUGCUGUCCUACAAGGAAUCUCUAACCAGUGUGGCCAGGCUGAACUGGAGUACAGUGACUGGAAGUAGAGAGGAUGGUUAGGAGGUUCUGGUAAUAGCUCACACCUGAGACAGCAAGGACCUGAGUGAGAGUAGCCAGGCCAGAGAUGAAGAAGAGGCACAAGACAGCAGAAGUGUUCUGGCAGUAGAAUGGGUAGGACCAACAGGAGACUUAAUGGGGUUAGAAAAAGGAGGUUACAAAGGGGCCAGGGGGAGGAGAGGUGGCCAGAAUGACUUGGAAGUAUUUGAAGCUGGAAGAAUGUAUCAUAAUUAUCAAAUUACGAAAAACAAGGACAAAUAGGGAGGAAGAAUUUGUAGGGGAAGGACCUCUAGCUUUCUACUCCUCUGGGAUUGAACAGGUAAUAAAUGAAAAUUCUACAUAACAAGAACGCUGACCUUGUAACUUCUUCCAUGUUCUUUCUCCUGUACUAUAGUUGUCUCUCAAAAGUUUAAAGCUCUUAGCCAGUUCUAAGGACAAUGGUGGGUUGUCUUUUCAUUGAAAUAUUAGAUUUCUUCUAGGUAUAAAUAAUUGACCAGCUAGAGCCUAAUCUCAUAUGUCUGCUCCAA